GUUGCAUUAAAAAAAUGAUCUUUCAUAAAAAUAUUAAUUCAUUAAUGAUAAUUUUAUUAAUAAUAGUUUUUUGUCUAUUCACAAAAUGUUCAUCAAAUAUUGAAAAUAAAUUGAAUUUUACAAAAGUGGAAAAUUUAAUUCAUACCAUUCAAUAUAAACAACUGCAAAAAAUUUCCUUAUCCACAGAGAGGGCGAUAAAGAGAAAUUUUUCAAAUCCAUGUUAUGGAGAAUUAUAUGAAUUUAUAAAAUCAAUGAGAAAUGGCGAACAAUGGACAUUUAAAAUGGCAGAUGCAACAUCUAAAUUACAACCAGGAAUAUAUAUUGGCAAUAUUAUUGAUUUGGGAAUGUACGAUGAGUGUUUGUCAAUAAACGUAAAUAAAAAUGGAUCUUUAAUUCGCGGACGUCAUUGUAUGUACUCACUUUCAACGAAUAUAAAAGAAUUAAAACCAUUAUUUUCAAUUUGUGUUCCAUCAGUUUGUAAUGCAACUGAUAUUAAUCGACUAUUAAAUUUAAUAAUUAAUAAUAUGACUGAUAUUCAUGAGAUUGGAAUAAAAUUAGAAUCCACAACGUGUUCAAGAAUUGAUUCAUUGGAUUGGUCACAAGGAAGCAUAAUAGCUUUAACAUUUAUUACCAUUUAUGUAACUAUUUUAAUUGGAUGUACAAUAAUUGAUAUUUUCUAUGGUACUAGAGAUGGUAAUAAUAAUGUAAUAAAAAAAUUAGUAAGUUUCUCAUUACGUCGAAGUUGUUGGAAAAUUCUUAAUACAAAAGUUAAUAGUACUUCGAUUCCUGUACUCAAUGGAAUUCGUGUACUGAGUAUUGCUUGGAUUGUUAUGGGUCAUACUUAUGCUUCACGAAUAGGAACAGUAGUUAAUAAGAUAGAAAUCUUAGAGUGGUAUGCUAGUUGGGACUCAAUAUAUAUGGUAUUAGCACCAUUUGCAGUCGAUAGUUUUUUCACAGUCAGUGGAUUUCUGAUGGCUUUCCAUUUUUUAAAAAAAUUUGAAACUAAUGGAAGAAUCAAUAUUUUUAUGUAUUACCUUCAUCGAUAUAUAAGAUUAACUCCAGCUGUGGGUGCGCUUUUAAUUUUCACAAUAUUCAUUAUACCACACAUUGGUACCGGUCCACUUCGUGAUAGUUACGAGGCCUAUAAUCAAUGUGAAGAUUGUUGGUGGACAAUUCUUUUAUAUUUACAAAAUUUUAUCAACAAACAUGCAAUGUGUCUGGCACAUUUGUGGUAUUUGGCAGUUGACAUGCAACUUUUUUGGUAUUCACCAAUUAUUCUAUAUCCAUUGGCGAUAAGACCAAAAAUUGGACUGUUAAUUUUACUUGCAAGUUUUAUGACAAGUGUCAUUGCAAGUGGAAUAAUCAUUGGAGUUAAUGAAUAUUCGUAUAAUCUUUUGGCUCUAAGAAAUAUGGAAAUGUUUGAAGCCGUUUAUAGAGUACCAUACACAAGGGCAGGUCCUUGGCUAGUUGGAAUAUUUUUCGGAUAUUUGGUUGUUACUCAAGAUAUAAGAUUUUCAAAGAAAAUAGAAAUUUUAGGUUGGAUUGGAACGUGUGCAAGUUUUGUUUUUUGUACUCUUGGAGUUUGUUACUGCCAAAGAAAAAACUAUCAGUACAAUAUUUUUUUUGAAAUAAUAUUUGGAAGUAUUGCCCGUUCAAUUUGGGGUUUAGGAUUGUCUUGGAUUAUAUUUAAGUCAAUUAAAGGAAGCAAUGGACCAAUAACAAAAUUUUUGUCGUUACCAAUUUUUGUCCCUUUGGCAAAAUUGUCGUAUUGCAUUUAUUUGGUGCAUAUGACAAUACAAUUAUUAUUGGAGAGUACAUCACGAGUUAAUAUUUAUUUUUCUGAUAUUCAAUUUAUUUCCAUUUCUUUCAGUGAUUUUAUACUUUCUAUUCCGCUUGCAUUUCUCUUCAGUUUAUUUUUUGAAUCUCCAAUAUUAACUUUGGAAAAAAUGAUAUUUCGAGGAGGAAGAAAAUCAAGAGUUGAAUAUAAUAAUAGUGACAACCAUAAAAAGACGUUGAACGGCUCGUCGUCUACUCAAUAAUAUUUAAUAUAAAAUUUAAACUUAUCUAAAUUAACAAUCAAAAACAAAUGACAAUUAAUUUAAAAUAAAUUACUAAUUGCAUUCUCA
Messenger RNA from Leptopilina heterotoma, 2126 nucleotides. RefSeq names its product nose resistant to fluoxetine protein 6-like. The transcript has 10 exons. The record is from RefSeq and is a predicted model, not a curated record. The coding region runs from base 15 to 2039 and encodes 674 amino acids. Gene Ontology annotation, molecular function: acyltransferase activity, transferring groups other than amino-acyl groups. NCBI's taxonomy places the organism in Eukaryota, Metazoa, Arthropoda, Insecta, Hymenoptera, Figitidae.